AUGUCAGAUCAACAACAACAACAACAACGACACCAACUCUGGCGGCAGAAACAACAAAAACAGCAGCAGCAACAUGCCACUCAGAAAGCCCGACCUUUCGAAGCUCCGGGCCUUACUGAUGAGCAUCAUCGGCCUCAGUGGCUGGACUGCGGCGGGUUGAUGUUCUUGGCUAUGGUGUUGAAGAUUGGUCCUGUACCGGGCGCCGCAUGGAAAUUGUGA
Messenger RNA from Fusarium pseudograminearum CS3096, 219 nucleotides. RefSeq lists its product as uncharacterized. Bases 1 to 219 code for a protein of 72 amino acids. NCBI's taxonomy places the organism in Eukaryota, Fungi, Ascomycota, Sordariomycetes, Hypocreales, Nectriaceae. The record is from RefSeq and is a predicted model, not a curated record. The transcript has a single exon.